AGGCAAUACGCGUGCUUGGCCACCUGGUUUAUGCUGCUGCUGGUGCAGUACUGCGUUGUGCGCUUGGUGUGCCAGCUGGGAGUUCCCAGAGACUGCCACCCAGACAGCAGCCUGUUGGAGGUGAUGCACGACUUCCAGGUGAUGUUCAUAAUGGGCUUCCUUCUGGCGGUCCUCACCGGGGUGCAUCUGCCCUCACGGUUCGAGUACCUCUUCCGCUUCAGCCGGCCCCGGCCCCGCGGCCUGGCCUUCCUAGCAGUGAUGACCCUCAGCGGCCCCGGUUGGGGUGCCUUGGACCUUGUGCCGGCACUCACCACGAUCUCCUUGACCACUGCCUUCUUCAGGGAGAGCUGGGUGAACGUGAUGAUCGGUGUGGGCAUCGCCAGCUGUGCUUUCGCCUUUCUGCUCUGGCACUUCGUGUGCGCCUACCGACACAACCCCCUCUCAGGUUUCUUGGCCUACAGCGUCUCCCGGCUCUCGAUUUGGAUCUUCUAUGCCUCGUAUCUCUAUGUGGCGUCGCAGACGGCAGGGGUCUACAUUCAUUUGCACCACUACAUCAUCGGUUUCCUGGUGGCGCUGCUGGCGGAGUUCAACCAUCCGAUCUCUCUGGUUCUGCUCGCUGCAGGAACGGGCGUCUUUGUGCAGGGCAUAUCUGCAUACGAUGCUGAUCCUGUCAUUGAAAAGACGCGAAGCUUCUUCCUCUUCUGAGAGCCCGAAGAGGAAGGCCAAGUUAGAGCGCAGCACCGGACAUCAUAGGUGUCCUUUUUGGUUGGU
Molecule: messenger RNA, 771 nt
Organism: Effrenium voratum
Lineage: Eukaryota; Dinophyceae; Suessiales; Symbiodiniaceae
Source: the annotation of a GenBank genome assembly